Oryzias latipes (Japanese medaka) is the source of this 2581-nucleotide messenger RNA. RefSeq names its product prostaglandin-endoperoxide synthase 2b (gene ptgs2b). Gene Ontology annotation, molecular function: peroxidase activity; heme binding; prostaglandin-endoperoxide synthase activity. Lineage: Eukaryota; Metazoa; Chordata; Actinopteri; Beloniformes; Adrianichthyidae. The record is from RefSeq and is marked provisional. Gene Ontology annotation, biological process: response to oxidative stress; cyclooxygenase pathway. Gene Ontology annotation, cellular component: cytoplasm; neuron projection.
UUUUCACUCUGAAACACUUGACGUUGGAGGACGGGAGCAAGAGAAGGAAAAAGGAAAACCUUCGAGCAAAAGAUCAAACUCAGGAGCAUGAACUCACUUAGAGCUGUGCUUCUUCUCUUGGCUUUGGGCGCUUCAGUCUGUGAAGGAGGUAAUCCGUGUUGCUCAUGGCCUUGCCAGAACAGAGGUGUGUGCACAAGUUUGGGUUCAGACAGUUAUGAGUGUGACUGCACCCGCACUGGAUAUUAUGGGCAAAACUGCUCAACGCCUGAAUUCUUUACCUGGAUUAAAAUGACCCUGAAGCCCACCCCUAAUACUGUACACUACAUUCUCACACACUUUAAGGGUUUCUGGAACAUUGUCAACAGCAUCUCCUUUCUCAGAGAUGCCAUCAUGAGUUAUGUGCUGACAUCUCGAUCACACAUGAUUGAUAGCCCCCCUACUUACAAUGCUGAUUAUGGAUACAAAAGCUGGGAAGCCUAUUCCAACCUGUCUUACUACACCCGUACCUUACCCCCAGUGCCAGAGGACUGCCCUACCCCUAUGGGAGUAAAAGGAAAAAAAGAGCUCCCCAAUGCUAAGGAGUUGACUGAGAAGCUCUUGAUGAGAAGAAAGUUCAUACCAGACCCCCAGGGCACCAGCCUCAUGUUUGCCUUCUUUGCACAGCACUUUACCCACCAGUUCUUUAAAUCUGAUAUGAAAAAUGGACCUGCUUUUACUGUGGCUCAAGGUCAUGGGGUGGAUCUCAGCCACAUCUAUGGAGGCAACCUGGCGAGGCAGCAUAAACUCAGACUCUUCAAGGAUGGCAAGCUUAAAUAUCAGAUACUAAAUGGAGAGGUGUAUCCCCCAACUGUUAAGGAAGUAGGUGUUGAAAUGCACUACCCGCCUCAUGUCCAGGAGUCUCAGCGCUUCGCUGUCGGCCACGAGGCGUUCGGCCUGGUCCCCGGCCUCAUGAUGUAUGCCACCAUCUGGCUCCGUGAACAUAACCGAGUGUGUGAUGUUUUGAAGGAGGUCCACCCCUACUGGGAUGAUGAAAGACUUUUCCAGACUGCACGGCUCAUUCUUAUCGGUGAGACCAUCAAAAUUGUGAUUGAGGACUACGUGCAGCACCUGAGUGGCUACAACUUCAAGCUGAAAUUUGAUCCGGAGCUUCUCUUCAAUCAACGCUUCCAGUACCAAAACCGCAUCUCAUCCGAGUUCAACACACUCUACCACUGGCACCCACUGAUGCCCGAUAGUUUCCACAUCGAGGAAAAAGAGUAUAGCUAUAAGGAAUUUGUCUUCAAUACCUCAGUGCUGACUGAGCAUGGCAUCAACAAACUGGUGGAGUCCUUCAGUCAUCAGAUAUCUGGACGGGUUGCUGGUGGUCGUAACGUCCCAGGACCCAUCUUGUACGUGGCCAUAAAGUCCAUAGAGACCAGCAGACAAAUGCGUUACCAGUCACUCAAUGAAUACAGAAAGCGUUUCAACAUGAAGCCCUAUGCGUCUUUUGAGGACAUGACAGGAGAGAAAGAAAUGGCUGUGGUGCUGGAAGAAAUGUACGGACACAUUGAUGCUGUGGAACUCUACACAGGACUACUGGUUGAGAAACCCCGCCACAACGGCAUCUUCGGGGAGACGAUGGUGGAGAUGGGAGCCCCUUACUCACUUAAAGGUUUAAUGGGGAAUGCCAUUUGCUCUCCGGAAUACUGGAAGCCCAGUACUUUUGGAGGCAGCGUAGGCUUCGACAUUGUUAACACGGCUUCUUUGCAGAAGCUCGUUUGUGACAAUGUCAGGGGUCCUUGUCCUCUGGCAUCCUUACGUGUACCUGAUGUGAAAGAGACGGGAUCCUCGGUUAUCAACAGUUCUUCAAGCUCUCGCCUAGCAGAUGUCAACCCCGCUGUCUUUCUGAAGGAAAGGACUACUGAACUAUAAAUACAGCUUCUUAAAAUAGAUUACAAUAUUUAUUUAUUUUCCUAUUUAUUUUGUAUUUAUUGUGCUUUUUAUUUAUAUAGAAUAAUUUAAAAGCUUGAAAAUAUUUCAAAAAAAGUUAAUAUUUUUAUGAAAAUUUGUAGAGAUAUGUGAUACUUGUUCAAAUAUGCUAAAACAUCUUUUGUCAUUCCUUUCUUUAACUAUUAUUGCUCUUAAUGAGGGAAAGGCUGGCUUGGAGUUUAGGUAGUUAACUAACUGGAGUUUGAUACUUGAAUCUUAGUUUACCCACUUUGCUUCCCUGCAUGGGUUGCUACAUUUUCAUUUAUGUUCAAUGGGGGUUUACCCAUGACGCAUUGAAAAUUUGUGAAAUCUGUGAAAGAAUAAAAGUUUUUUUUUUACAUUGACCAACACUGACUGUUUAUAUGUAACUUACAUUAAGAGGCCUCUUCAACUUCAGUAUUUCUUGAUACCCUUUCCUUUGAGUCUGUGGUUGCUGACAGAAACAAUCUUAAUUGCAGGUUGACAUAAUUCAGUUUUCUCCUAGGAGGAAUUUUGUCUGAUGGGAGAGGUAAAACCUGAAUGAACAUCAGUAUUGUUAAUAAAAUGGAAAUAAAAUUGUAAUUAUUUUCAAUUUGACAUUUUGCUUUCAAAUAAAUGUCUUUUUUUAAUCUGG